CCGUAGCGGCUCCGCUAUAAAACCCGGUCCCGCAUGAUCGCGGCACCCCCGGAGGCCUCCUCGGCGCGCGCCCACCGGCUCUGCGGCGUGUUUGCUCCUGUGAGGGAUGCGGCUGCUGCCUGCGCUCCUGGCCCUCGCUGCUGCCCGGCCCUUGGCCUGCGCAGAUUCACACUGGUGCUACGACAUUCAAGCCAAGGCCUCCAACUAUGCUUGCUUGGUGACUGGUGCUGCCCCAUUCCCAAGCGUCUAUCAACUGGCUACAGGGAAUCAGCCUUCUCCAGGGCCUAGCCAAUGGGGUGGAGACUGCAAGAAGAACCGCCAGUCCCCCAUCAACAUUGUCACUACCGAGGCACAGGUAGACCCAAACCUGGGACUCUUCUCCUUCUCUGGCUAUGACAAGAAGCAAAAGUGGAAAGUCCAAAACAAUGGGCAUUCAGUGAUGGUAUUGCUGGAGGAUGAGGCCUCGGUCACUGGAGGAGGAUUGGCUGCCCGCUACCGGGCCAAGCAGAUGCAUCUGCACUGGUCAGAGGAGUUGGAUAAGGGCUCAGAACACACCCUCAAUGGGGUUCGCUAUGCCAUGGAGAUGCACAUAGUACAUGAGAAAGAGAAGGGGACAUCGAGGAGCGAGAAAGAGGCCCAGGAUCCCAAAGAUGAGAUUGCAGUGCUGGCCUUCUUGGUGGAGGCCGGAUCUGAGAAAAAUGAUGGCUUCCAGCCUUUGGUGGAGGCGCUGUCUUAUGUCCCCAGACCCAAGAUGAACACCACAAUGAAUGACAGCAUCAGCCUGUUAGACCUGCUCCCCAAGAAGGAGACACUGAGGCACUACUUCCGCUACCUGGGCUCACUUACCACUCCAGGCUGCGAGGAGAAGGUUGUCUGGACUGUGUUCCAGGAGCGCAUUCAGCUCCACAAGGACCAGAUCGCUGCGUUCUCCACGAAGCUCUACUACGACUCGGAGCAGAAACUGAAAAUGACAGAUAAUGUCAGGCCACUGCAGCGCCAGGGACAGCGCCUGGUGUUCAAGUCUCAGGCCCCAGGACAGCUGCUGCCCUUACCCUUGCCAACCCUGCUGGUCCCCAUGCUCACCUGUCUGUUGGCUGGCUUCCUCGCAUGAUAGCUCACUUCUGGACACUUGACCUCUGCUCUCAUCCCAUAGAGGCCUGGGGCCUCCAUUCCUCAGGCUUCCUAGCUUGGAUUUUGAUGAUGAUUAAACAGAUAUAUUUUUGGA
Prionailurus viverrinus (fishing cat) is the source of this 1225-nucleotide messenger RNA. RefSeq names its product carbonic anhydrase 4 (gene CA4). The transcript is spliced from 9 exons. Gene Ontology annotation, molecular function: carbonate dehydratase activity; zinc ion binding. Lineage: Eukaryota; Metazoa; Chordata; Mammalia; Carnivora; Felidae. Gene Ontology annotation, cellular component: plasma membrane. The coding region runs from base 107 to 1111 and encodes 334 amino acids. The record is from RefSeq and is a predicted model, not a curated record.